This is a messenger RNA of Bufo gargarizans (Asiatic toad), 4359 nucleotides long. It is a transcript of the gene PFKFB3, whose product is annotated as 6-phosphofructo-2-kinase/fructose-2,6-biphosphatase 3. The record is from RefSeq and is a predicted model, not a curated record. Gene Ontology annotation, cellular component: cytosol. Lineage: Eukaryota; Metazoa; Chordata; Amphibia; Anura; Bufonidae. Gene Ontology annotation, molecular function: ATP binding; fructose-2,6-bisphosphate 2-phosphatase activity; 6-phosphofructo-2-kinase activity. Gene Ontology annotation, biological process: fructose metabolic process; fructose 2,6-bisphosphate metabolic process. The transcript is spliced from 15 exons. Bases 254 to 1891 code for a protein of 545 amino acids.
ACAGCACGCAGAGAUUUGGGAUCGUUCAGAUCAGAGAGGAGACGCGGUAGAGCAGGAGCUGCAGUACCGGCACUGUAUAUUCAGCGCAGGAGAGAGCGGUUGCCUCAGUACAUUUAGGAUUUUCAGUUCUUUCACCCCGUGGUCGGUGCCAUGUCCUCUCCCUAGUAGUCCCCCGAGCCUUGCUGGAGUAUCUAGGAGAGCACCCGCUUUACUGUAGACUGUGGAACUGAGUGGCACCUGAAGGAUCGCUACUAUGCCUAUGGAGCUUAUGCAGAACAGGAUCAAGAAGAUCUGGCUGCCCAGGGACGAGAUGCCCGAGGUGCCCAUCAAUGUAGGUGGACCCCAACUUGCUAACUCUCCUACUGUGAUUGUAAUGGUGGGAUUGCCUGCUCGUGGAAAGACCUACAUUUCUAAGAAACUGACUCGUUACCUCAACUGGAGUGGAGUUCCUACAAAAGUGUUUAAUGUUGGGGAGUACAGACGAGAAGCUGUUAAAGACUUUAGCUCCUUUGACUUCUUCCGUAUAGACAACCAGGAAGCCAUGAAAGUCAGAAGACAAUGUGCCUUAGUUGCUUUAGCAGAUGUGAAGUCUUACUUGACCCAGGAAGGUGGACAAAUCGCCGUGUUUGAUGCCACAAAUACAACAAGAGAUAGAAGAUCAAUGAUAAUCGACUUUGCCAAAGAAAACGACUUUAAGGUGUUCUUUAUUGAGUCCGUAUGUGAUGAUCCAUCUGUUAUUGCCAGCAAUGUUAUGGAAGUUAAAUUGUCCAGCCCAGACUACAAAGGUUGCUCAUCAAAAGAAGCACUAGAUGACUUCAUGAAAAGGAUAAAUUGCUACAAGAACAUGUAUGAACCUCUUGAUCCAGAUAAUCAUGACAGAGAUCUCUCUAUGAUCAUUGUCAUUGAUGUUGGCCGAAGAUUUUUGGUGAACAGAGUACAGGAUCACAUCCAAAGCAAGAUAGUUUACUAUCUCAUGAAUAUUCAUGUCCAGCCCCGCUGUAUAUACUUGUGUAGAGCUGGUGAAAGUGAGAGCAACGUCCAGGGAAAAAUUGGUGGUGAUUCCGGUUUAUCACAACGGGGGAAAAAGUUUUCGUUUGCACUGAAGAAAUACAUUGAGGACCAGAACUUAAAUGAGCUGAAAGUCUGGACUAGUCAGCUGAAGAGAACCAUUCAAACAGCUGAAGCUCUGAAUGUACCCUAUGAGCAGUGGAAGGCAUUAAAUGAGUUAGAUGCGGGUGUUUGUGAAGAAAAGACCUAUGAAGAGAUAAAAGAGCAGUUUCCAGAGGAAUAUGCAUUACGUGCGCAGGAUAAAUAUCACUACCGCUACCCAUCAGGAGAGUCCUACCAAGAUCUAGUGCAGCGUCUGGAGCCAGUGAUCAUGGAGCUGGAGAGACAAGGGAAUGUCCUAGUUGUUUGUCACCAGGCUGUUAUGAGAUGCCUCCUGUCUUAUUUUCUGGAUAAAUCUGCAGGUAGGAGGACAUUCAGCAUGAUAUAUGCUCCAUACAUGUUUUUUUUACAGAUUUUUGCUUGUUUUGGGCUCAAUCUUAUUUUAUUUUCCCCUUCCUUCCCAGAUGAAAUGCCGUAUCUUAAGUGUCCACUGCAUUCAAUGCUUAAAUUGACCCCACUUGCAUAUGGAUGCCGCAUUGAGACAGUCACUUUCAGCAUUGAUGCCGUCAACACCCAUGUGGACAGACCAGAGGAUUGUAAGAAAGGUCCCGCUCCACUGAUGAGACGCAAUAGUGUCACACCUCUUGCAAGUCCUGAACCAAACAAGAAACAGCGGAUCAACAGCUUUGAGGAUCUUGCAUCUGCCCUGUCAGGUUGUGCAUCUCUGGAGCCAUCUACUGUUCAAACUACACAGCCUUUGCUUGGGAAGGCUUGCCUGGCAUAAGUGAACCUGAUCUUCACGGACAGUUUAAGACCUGUCAAGUCAACAAGUGAUCAUCUUGUCCCUUUCUGCGUUCCGUGCUCCAUUACCAAAGCUUGUCUGCAGAUUUCUUAUCUUUGGACUCAAGUGUUGGAGCCUGCAGCUGCUUAUGUCUGAACGCAUUAAAUCAAACUGGAAAAGCUGAUAAACACCAAAGGGUUUUGUUUUGUUCUUGGUUCCUUCUCCUACCAAGAGUUGGGCAUGGAGCCUCCGAGUCAUUUCAGUUAUGGGGUGCACAGCUGGAGCUGCUUGUACGCCGACAAAUCUCAUCUUGUGUCAUUAUGUUUUACUUCUGUUUUUAUUAAUGUUUCAUUUUGUAGUUAUUGCCCAGUUGAUUUUUAUUUUAUACUGUUUUAGAUGAGUAGUGAGUAAUUACUUAAAAACGAAUAAAAAGCUUAACGCCCUUCCUUCCCCACUGAAUGCUACAAAUCCUCAUGCCCUGAAACAUUCUGAUAUAUGGAGCAUGCUUUACCCUACUAUCCUAUGUGUGACAUUCACACUGUGGUACAGGGUGCAGCUCCAGAUUGCUCUUACAUGAAGCUUAAAUGGACUCUUCCUGCUCUUGCAGCCCUAUCCCAGGUAGUCUAGCUUGCUGUAUUGAUGCAUACAUAGGCACAAGUGGUCAGCCUUUUGAGCCAUAUAUCAUGUCUCCAUGUGCCUCAAUGGGAAUAUUAUCAUAUUCUAUGGUAAAAUGAAUGGAGACUCCUAUAUGUCUCCCCAAAAGCUGCUUGUAGAGAACAGCAUUCAUUGACUGCUUUCUAUAGCCCAAGCUUUCUGGAGCUGCUUCUACUGCUAAAGCCUUGACUUCUAGGCACACACACACUUUAUAAAUGUGGCACCGGGAUCAGCCAUAUCGUUGUGCUCUUUUGGCUGAAUCCUUGAAGAGCAAAAUGAUCUAAAUAGUUUGGAGGGAGGAUUAUAUUUUUGUACGGUUUGACUUUAUCUCAAAGAUGCAUAUUUGCACUUUAAUGUUUGACAGGGUAGUGAGUUUCAGAUGAUGCUUAGAAUUCAUGGCGUGGACAAAUAUGUGCCGGGACUGACACCUUUAAUCAGGGAUGCUCAAUCUGCGGACCUCCAGCUGUUGCAAAACUACAACUCCCUGCAUGCCCUAGUAGCUGUAGGCUGUCUAGGCAUGCUGGGAGCUGUAGUUUUACAACAGCUGGAGGGCCGCAGGUUGGGCAUCCCUGCCUUAGAUGAAGUCCAAUAUUCCAUCAGACGCCUAGAAAUACAAUAGCAAAGUGUUUUUCAUAUGUUGAUCCAAAUUGCUAUGAGAGCCACCAUUACGGUUGCACUGGGAAUGAUUUAGUGGACUGCAUAUUUGGAUUAUAUAGUCAUCCAAUAGAAAAGUGUGGAACUUUGUGUUAUUGCAGGCCACAGUCAACUGUCGUGGACCUGCAAAACUGCGUUUGAUUGUGUGGAAUUUUCUGUGCGUAAUAAUAAUGUUUAUUUUUGUUUUGUACUUUUUUGAUGUCUUGUUUUAAAGAGGAUAUGUCACCAGGUGUCACAAUACAAAUUGCAUACAUUGUUAAACCGAUCUUGGAGCUGAUGAAGCUGGUGUACUUGCUUUGAAAGUCCAUGUCAGAUGUGUUGUCUAAUAGUUGUUUUUGAAAAUUAAAUGUUUUAGGAGUUCAGGUCCUAAAAAUUGUAAAAAAAAAUAAUAAAAAAAUUAAAAUUAUGCAGCCAUUCUGACGUGGAUAUUCAAAGCAAGUACACCAGCCUUGUCAGGUCUAGGGGAUCUAUGUAUGCCGUUUGCAUUGUGAAAUCUGGUGACAAAUCCUCUUUAAGAUAAUUUAAAUUCUUCAGUUAUAUAGAAAUGUAAGGAGAUCACUCUCAAUGUUACCAGAGGCCACUGGAUAGUGCAAGUGCAUACACAAGGAUUUUGUUAAUGUUGGGUGUUACCCAUAUCCAUAGAUCUGCAAAUGUUCUACAUAUAAUCCAGUGAUCUCUGGGUCUACCUUUCUUUUAAAUGCACCCAUGGGUACAUGGGACAUGUAAUGGUUAGUGGCAUUGUAUUGACGUCUGACCAGCACAGUAAACUAAAUUACCCCUAAUAGGAGGGUUUAACAUUUAUUGUGUUUUAUGCUGGUUAUUCCUCUGUUUCUAGGUGCUCUUGGCUUUAAAUAACUGUAUGUAUUUCUAGUACUGGAAUGCAUUAAUGUUACAGGAGACCAAAUUUUUUUUUUUUAUUGUUUUUUGUUAUUAAGACUCAGUUUUUUAUUCUGUUUUAGGUAUGCUAUUUAUUUAUUUAAUGUUGUAAGUUCAGCUUAUGCUCCCAUUACAUUUGUGACAUGUUAAUUAUAUCUUUGUGUGUGUAUUUGUCUGGUAUGAUUGCCUAAGAGAAACUAUGUCUGCUGAUACAAGACAUGUCUUUUAGAUAUUUGUAUAUUUUGCAGUUGCUGGACCAAUAAAAUUAAAACACUUAGAAUAAUGUA